AUGAUCCAUCACCUCUCCUCCUCCCAUGGUGUGCCUCUCCCAGCCGCCCAGCAGCUUCUCGCUGAAUCCCCCUCGUCUUCCUCGACCCCAGCGACACCGGAGGGUGCUCCCUGCACCGAGACGGCGGUACCUCGUGGGCCCACCCAGGCUCCCAUAGACGAUUUCGCCUCUCUACUCGACCCUUCACCACCCGUCCCGCUACCAUUCGCUUCGCCCCAGCCUCUGCCAACGCCUAUCCUCGACGACCGCCCUCACUUUGAUCUGAAUUUUGCUGACAGCCUGCUUCCCUCGACUAACUUUUCGCUUCCCACGCCCACGGUUAUCAAAACAGCGCACAAUCUGCGCCUACCCUCGUUUGACGUCCUAGGUAUCGCUGCACCUCACCCUGAUCGCAUUGCCUUUCGCUCAAACCACCCCUUCUCCCCCCUAGGCGCCGGACCUCUUUCAAAGCCAGAAGACCCUCUCCAUGCACUCAGCCCACCACUGGACCUUCAUCACCAGGCUGACGGAGCCUACGGCACCCACACCAAGAGUCCUCAAGUUGCCAGGGCCCAAGUGGGACACCUUGUACCCACCUACACGCCUCCUUGGGAGCCGGGCAUGUUUAAUUGGGGGUCCUUCGUGAAUGUGAGAACUGCUGGCCUUGGCUCUCCUCCCAGUUCUGAUCCAGGAGUGUCGCCAAACCUCACCACUACCGCCAGUGCAACGUCUCCAGGCCAGGCUCCCAUCGUUGUGCCCACUUACGCUGACCUAAGCGACGCUAUGAGGAUGACUGUCUGGGUAGAAGACGUCAAGAACAUGAUCACUACCGAAUCUGGUUGCUCGAGCCUAGAUUCCGUCAAGAUUCUGUCGCACGCAUUGCCAUGCCCCUCACUAACAGGCCACCUUUUCGGCCAAAUCAUUGCCAACAUUCACGAUAGCACCACGACACACACCUUAUGGAUCAAUGUAUUUCAUGCCGUCCCCGGUCGCUACACACUCUCAGAUCUUCCCAAAUCCCCACCAUCCACCCCCGGACCCGCCGUAGGGGGAGAUUCGUACUUCACAAGCAAAGUCUUUGACAGCGCCGUCGCGAUUCCCGACUACCAGCUGGAUUCCAAGCUCCUGCCUCCUUCCCCAAGACCGGUCGUGCCGCCAGGGAGCAUCAACGUCUCAGUGGUGGAGCGUUACAUUCCCCCCACCAACACCAACGAAUUCGCCGAGUUGUUCUCGUUCAGAGGCCGCUCCUUGUUAUACGACCGCCUCGUUGAACUCUCAUUUGACGACGGUGUCCUUCUCUUCAUCUACCCUACUAGGACGGGUGGUCGGACAUUUAUGCAGCAGUAUCUCGGACCCAUUCUCGAUCCACUCCUAAGAACCGUAACUGUAGUCCACGAUCUUCACUCUGAGCUGGGAAGGAGUCUAGGCCAAAUGAGCUCCGUCAACUACCUAGACGAGUACGAUCAGUUAGAGGCGCAUGUCCGGAAGUUUUGUCAAGCACUUGGCGAGCGACAAGGCCACGGUGCCAAGAAAGCCAACUACGAGGUUAUCCACGCGGCUAAAGAGGAGAUGGUAUUGGAAAGAUCAUCCUGGGCGGAUGACAUGUGGGUGAAGCAAGAGAAGCCUAGAGUGCGCGAGGUCAUCUCGAAAUACUUCCGCAAAUCGAACAAGCUCCAUACUGGCGAAUUGACGGGCGCAAAUUUGAUCCAGGAAGUGCUCGAUGGCGUUUCGAAACGGGAGUAUGAGGAUGGAAGCCCUCGUAAAGGUGUGGAACUAGGCGUCUUUAUCGUCAAGAAGACGGGUUCCGUAUAG
Cucurbitaria berberidis CBS 394.84 is the source of this 1791-nucleotide messenger RNA. RefSeq lists its product as uncharacterized. The record is from RefSeq and is a predicted model, not a curated record. NCBI's taxonomy places the organism in Eukaryota, Fungi, Ascomycota, Dothideomycetes, Pleosporales, Cucurbitariaceae. Bases 1 to 1791 code for a protein of 596 amino acids. The transcript is spliced from 2 exons.